GUAGCGGGGGCGCCGGCUGCGGGCGACAGCAGACCUACGGCGAUGCUGACUCGGGCCGCGGCGCGGUCCGGACGUGCUGUGGUGCGGCCCUCGGCGUCGGUAGCGGCAUCCUCGCGGCACCAGACGGCGUCCGCGGCCGGCCAGCCACUGUCUGUACAGCACGACACCGUCGACCGCGAGCUGUUCAUCGAGCUUCCCGGCUCCGACGAAAAGGCGUACCUGCAGUAUGAGCACGUGUCGGAAGACGUGCUGGACCUGCAGCACACGGUCGUCCCGAAGUCCUUCCGGGGGCGGGGCGUAGCGAAACUUCUCGCCAAGGCUGCCUUUGAUUACGUUAUCCUGGAGGACAAGAAGAUGAAGCUGACGUGCUGGUACCUGCAGAAGUAUCUCAAGGAUGACCCAUCCACCGAGUAUGCCAGAAGGCUGGUGGAAUAGCCGAGUGUAGAUUUAUUGGAUUCCAUGGGGCUGGGAACAGCUGGCAAGAGUGCUAACUCUAUUUCGAUAUCGAAGGGAGCGGUUACAUUAUUAUGGCGCGCUGGACUGAGGGGUGGUGGCGCGCAGGACUGAGGGGUGGUGGCGCGCUGGACUGAGGGGUUGUGGUGCGCUGGACUGAGGGGUUGUGGUGCGCUAGACUGAGGGGUGGCGUCGCGCUGGGCCGAGGGGUUGUGGUGCGCUGGACUGAUGGGUGAUGGCGCGUUGGACUGAGGGGUUGUGGUGCGCUGGACUGAGGGGUGGUGGCGCGCUGGGCCGAGGGGUUGUGGUGCGCUGGACUGAGGGG
Pollicipes pollicipes is the source of this 778-nucleotide messenger RNA. RefSeq names its product protein NATD1-like. NCBI's taxonomy places the organism in Eukaryota, Metazoa, Arthropoda, Thecostraca, Pollicipedomorpha, Pollicipedidae. The record is from RefSeq and is a predicted model, not a curated record. Bases 43 to 435 code for a protein of 130 amino acids. The transcript is spliced from 4 exons.